ACACAUUGUAUUUUGUAUACAAGCUAUACCUUUUUUUUAUUUUAUGAAUUAAUGCACUACUUACUAUAGACUAUCCUUCUUAUACAUUCUUUACCUUACCACUCUAUGAUCAUAACAAUGAAACUUCAACUUCAAAAAUCAAAUAGCUUAGAUUCUUCUUCUUCGUCCUCGUCCUACUUUGACGAGGACAACAUCAACGCAAAGAUUCUAAAAGAGUACAAUCAUGAUGACAAUGAGAACAAGAGGAGGAAAAGAGAUAUUCAGGUUGAUCAUGAUGACAAGCAUCCAACCUAUAGAGGAGUUCGUAAGAGGAACUGGGGAAAGUGGGUGUCAGAAAUCCGAGAGCCAAGAAAGAAAUCAAGAAUAUGGUUAGGAACUUAUUCAACAGCUGAAAUGGCUGCUCGAGCUCAUGAUGUUGCGGCUUUAGCCAUUAAGGGUCACUCGGCUUACCUUAAUUUCCCUUAUUUAACUGAUCAACUCCCACGUCCAACUUCUACUUCACCAAAGGACAUUCAAAUCGCGGCUGCAAAAGCUGCGGCCACCAAAUUCAGCAGAAAUGUAGCUGAGUCCAUAACUUCCCCAUCGACUGAUAAAGAUGAUACAUUUCUCGAUCUACCAGAUCUUUCCAUCAAUAAAGUGGAUCAAAUUGACAGUUAUUGUUAUCCGAUUUCGACUUGGCAUCUUGUUGGAGCCGAUGUUGGGUUCUGGCUCGAGGAGCCAUUUUUAUGGCAUAGCUAAAAAGGUACAAGUCAGCUUCCGCUAUGUGCGAGGUCCGGGGAAUAAUCGGAUGACAAUGAUCUUCAAGAGAAACCAAGCUUCAUGCAAGUCUCAUCAUAGGAAAAUUAAGAAAUUUUUUUUACACUCACGUUCAUAUGACCGUACAUUUGAGUUUGUUUAAAUAUUAAUUUUAUCCAUUUCUUGCUCUCAAUUCAUUUUUUGUUGUUGUUAUUGAUAAGAAAGGGCGAUAUAAUACAUAUUAAUAGAAAAAGGGCCUCACAUACUCUACCUUCAA
Molecule: messenger RNA, 1012 nt
Organism: Solanum pennellii
Lineage: Eukaryota; Viridiplantae; Streptophyta; Magnoliopsida; Solanales; Solanaceae
Product: ethylene-responsive transcription factor ERF034-like
Exons: 1
Coding region: 106-738 (210 amino acids)
Biological process (GO): regulation of DNA-templated transcription
Molecular function (GO): DNA-binding transcription factor activity; DNA binding
Source: RefSeq, a predicted model, not a curated record